AUGAUCUACCUACUCUUUAUCAAUCCUGAGAUGUUAUUGCCUGGCACUAGGCGGAAUCUGUUCACAACUGCUAAUGCGGAUCUGGAGGAGAUCCUCAAGGAUGAAAAUACAUCGCUCAAAAAGAUUCUCAAGGACGAGCCUUCACUCAUGGAGAUCUUGGGGAAAAAAGAUUCAAAUAUCUGGAUUAUUUGGAAGGUCUUGUUCGACGCCAAAAGAAAAUGGCGUGAGGAGACCAAAAGAGGACUUGUGCAAACAGUAAUCUCCAAGGUGCAGUCCACAGAAUGCAGUGAAGUUGUCGCAUGCACAAAAUUGUCACCGAAUGCAGAGACAAUCUCCAAGAAGCAGCCCACAGAAUGCAUAGAAUUGCCGUCAGAUGCAGAGAUACUCUCCAAGGUGCAGCCCACACAAGGUUUUAUCAUUGAUGCAUGGAAGCUUGCUGAAGCAUUGUUAGAUUUUGGUGAUGAGAAGAAGAUGUGGGAGGUGAUUGAAGGCGUGUGGGUGGAGAUGCUCUGCUUCUCGGCCAGUAAGUGCCGAGGGUACCUACAUGCCAAGAGUUUGGGCACUGGCGGGGAGCUGCUCACAUAUAUCUGGCUCCUGCUGUCGCACAUGGGGAUGGAGACCUUGCCGGAGAGGCUGCAGAGGGCGGAGUUUUCAAGUGGAGAAGGAAAUGCCGGUGCCUCUUCAUCGACUUCCCAGACAUCUGGGGGCGAAGAUCCACCACCCUUCAGGGACUCAAGGGCUCAUGAAGCUGCUGGUGGUGCAUCUACGUCUCGGCCUCAAGAAAUAGUACCAGCUGAAUAA
This is a messenger RNA of Triticum turgidum subsp. durum (durum wheat), 801 nucleotides long. Lineage: Eukaryota; Viridiplantae; Streptophyta; Magnoliopsida; Poales; Poaceae. The record is from the annotation of a GenBank genome assembly.